GAGGUUCCAGAGGCACCACCCAGAGACGUUAAGGUGAAAAUGAAAGAUUCAACGUCUCUUGUUGUCACAUGGAAGCCUCCUGAUUUGUAUCUUCAACAUGGUGAAAUAAUAGGUUAUUAUAUUGGAUACAAAAAAUCAAAUUCAACGGAAGCAUAUCACUAUAAAACUUACGAUAUGCCUCCUGACACGCCUUUGCAAUAUGUUUUGACAAAUCUUCAGAAGUAUACCCAGUACACGGUGUUAGUCCAGGCUUAUAACAAAAUUGGCGCUGGUCCACGAAGUCAAGAGGUUAUUGCAGCAACAGAUGAAGAUGUUCCAGGUGCACCACCAAAUGAUGUACAGUGCACAUCUCUUACAUCACAAAGCAUCCUGGUGCUUUGGUCUCCACCACCAGCUUCAGAGUUCAAUGGAAUGCUAAGAGGCUACAAAGUGCUUUACAAACCUUUAUGCUAUGGAGAAGGGGUGUCCGCUCCUUCAGAACUAAUUACAAUUGACCAAAAAGUGGAGCUGAAGAAACUUGAGCAUUUUUGCAACUACAGUGUACAAGUUCAAGCAUUUACAAGUAAAGGUGAUGGUGUGAGCAGCCAACCUACCUUCUGCAGGACUCAAGAGGAUGUACCUACUGAACCAGAAAAUAUAAAAGCUGCAGUGACUGACUCAAGAACAAUACUACUCUCAUGGUUACCACCACUAUACCCUAAUGGAAUAAUCAGAAGUUAUAGAGUUUAUAUGAGAUCACUAGCGGGGAUGGCAAUGGAUAAAGAUAAAUUUGACAUUCCUGCUGAACGAACUCACCACAUAGUUUCACCUUUAAAAACAGACAAUCAGUAUGAGUUCUGGGUAACAGCAGUUACAACAGUUGGAGAGGGAUCAGAAUCAAGGCAUAUAGUGCAAGCACCAACUGAUAAUGCUCCAGCAAAGAUAGCCUCAUUUGGUCAAUUUAUCACUACAGCUCUUCACGAAACUCUAAGACUACCAUGCCGUGCUGUAGGCCAACCUGAUCCACAUCAGUACUGGAGGAAGAAUGGAAACCCAAUUGAAGAGGAUAGUCGUACACAAAUAAUUGAUGCUUGGUUACUGCAGAUCAGUCCAGUACAGAGCACUGAUGCUGGAAAUUAUUCAUGUUCAGCAGAAAAUAUGUAUGGGAAAGAUAAAAUCACCUACUAUGUUGCAGUACAAGUUCCACUAGCACCAACUAAUUUGCAUGCUUCAUCGGCAACUGUUUCAAGCAUCACACUAAAUUGGCUGCUUCCAUCAGAUACUGAUCAUAAGAUUCAAGGCCAUUAUUUAUAUUACAAGAGGGAAUUUGGAGAAUGGGAAAGAAUCAAAUUAAAGGCAGAGGAGACUGGUUUUACACUUAACCAUCUGCAAUGUGGCACAAAGUAUUACUUUUAUCUUGAGGCAUUCAGUCAACUUCGGCACAGUGAACCAACAUCUACAAUCACUGCAUUUACCCAGGGUUCAGCACCAUUUGCACCGAGCAUAUCUGAUUUAAUACAAGUAAAUUCCAGUUUUAUUUUGUUAAACCUGACAUCAUGGGAUGAUGGCGAUUGUCCUAUUACAUCUAUUGUAAUUGAGUAUAGACAAAAGAAUGAUAAUUCCUGGACACUUGUUUCAAAUAACAUCAAGAAAGAGCAGAGUGAAUUUCUCAUUUUAGAUCUAAAUCCAGGCACUUGGUAUACCUUACGUGUUACUGCUCAUAACAGUGCUGGUUCAACUGUGGAGCAUUACAAUUUUGUUACUCUCACACAUUUUGGAGCUACAGUUGCUCCAGAAUUAAGAGCACCUUCUGGAUCUGGAAGAAAACCAUUUUAUAAUGAUGCAGGAACAGUAGCAGCUAUUAUCAUUGGUCUAACACUUGCUGUUAUUGCAACUUCUGUUUUGUUUUUCUGUUUGAGAAGACACAAUAUGAUAUCAUGUAACAAAUACAGAGAGAAACCUCAAGAUACAGGACAGUUAGCCAUUGCAGACAAAAGAGUGGCACAGAAUACAUAUGUUAACAGCGAUAGUGGUAAGGACUCCUCAAACAUCCCAGAACCAACAUAUCUGCCAAAUCCUAUGUGCAUGACUCUUGGUCACAGACAAAACAUAAGUCCAUAUGCAACUUUCCAAGUGCCAGUUUCUGGUGGCCCUAACUGCUCUGAUGGUGAAGUGGAAUCAGAGACACAGGACAUCAGUCACAAACAACACAUAAGCAAGUGUGGUAGCAGCACUGAGUCAACAUACUCCAGAAUUCAUAAGGGAUUUCAACAUGGAAAUGAAACUCCUGAAUGGAUUCCUUUGCAUAAUUUGUAUCAAGCACACAGAUACUAACAUCCAUCCUUCACAGUUUGCAAUAUGACUAAGUCACUGAAGAAUGCAGUAAAGAGAAGCAAGUCAACUCCUAAGUGCCUUCUAACUGAAGAAAUAAAACACUAUUUAUAAAGCUUUAUGAGGCAGGUGAUUUUUUUUAAAUAUACGUAUAUAUUUGAUGUUGAUCUCAGGUUGAAGUUUUGUACAAAAUCAUUCUACUAUUAGUGAUUGUGACAAUAAUGUUUCUCUCCACACAUAAAAAAAUAUUUGCAUAUAAAAUUUAUUUUAUGCCACUCAGUAAGCCAAAAUAUUUUAUCUUGUGACACUCCAUCUACUGUAUUAAAAUGAUGUCAGUCACCUCUCAAUAAAAGAAUGAUGAUAAAUCUAUCAGUAUUUCAGAACUUUUAGUGGAGGUAAUGGAACCUAUACAUUUUAUUACUUACACUGCAACAUUGGAAUAUUACAUACAACUAACUGUUACUCUCUGACUUGACAUAACAACUCAUGAUACUUAUUAAGUAUUAAAUAAUGAUUAAGAAUGGUUGUUAAAUGUUUUACAUUACUGACAACUUUGUACAAAUUUAAAAAUAUUUAUAAAUUAUUUAAUAAGAUGUCAUUAAAUUGUUUCACCAGAAAAAAUAAAUGUUGUAUAAAUGUGAAAUGGUGUCUAUAAAUCUGUUUAUAUAACAUAGUGUAAAUCCUUUAACAAGAUGUCAUUAAAUAGUCUCACCAGAAAAAUAAAUGUUGUAUAGAUGUGAAGUGGUGUCUAUAUAUCUAUUUAUAUAACAUAAUGUAAAUUAUUUAAUAAGAUGUCAUUAAAUUGUCUCACCAGAAAAAAUAAAUGUUGUAUAAAUGUGAAAUUGUGUCUAUAAAUCUAUUUACGUAAGAUAAUGCACUAAAUAAUUAUUGUUUUCAACAAAAGGAAGCAAGACAGCUUCAAAGUGAAUAUGCACACUGCAUGUACAGUAAUUAGCCCAGCAGAUCAGUCAGAGUCCAAAAUGCUUAAACAAACUGUAUGCUGUAUAUGUCCUGAGGUGAACAUUUCCAAAUGUGCAACCACAGCCAAGAAUAUGUUAGAAAAAACAAAGAAUCAUCAGAAUCAUGCCGUGUACAUACUCCGGUAUUGAUUAGGACAGGAUAAUAUCAACAGGAUGAGUUUAAGAACAUGUGCAAACCAAAACUUAUGAAACAAAAUGCCUACAUUUUUCAUUAAUGACAAAGAUGACAUUGUGGUAAUGUGGACUUCUGGUUUAUGAUAUUCAGUUAGUAUUAUUACUAUUUUCCAAUGACAAACAUAGAUGACAAAUUGUGGCAACUGCUUAUGGUACAUUCACACUGAGGGAUUUAUCACAGAGAUUUGUGCCCAGAACAUCUAGCCAAUGAAGUGUGGCACAAUUUGCAAGUUCCUGCAACAUGAACUUCCAAAAUUGAUGCUAGAAUUCUGAGAAAUACUUUGUUCUGGCACAUGUUCCUCUAUUUGUUCACUCAUUGAAAACAUGGUACAAACACCAGAUGCAUUGUUUACUGUGGACGCACAGUCACAGGCAGACUUGUGAUGUUGCAUCUCGGGUACACAUCUACAUGGAGAUUAUAGCUGUGUAUGUUCCAUAGCAGUUAGUGUAACAUUGUUUUCCAUUUGUUUGCAAAGAUCAAGUGCCCAAAAAAUAAUGUGGCAAAACUUACUGAAGAAUUUCACGAAAUGCGCUCAUUAUGGGAUCCUACAUCUGCAGUUUAUAAAAACCAUGACAACAAACAUGAUGAAAUAUACCAGCUAGCAUCUUUAUUUGGCAUGUCUGAUAUGUAGAUGGACAGCAAACUUGAUACCCUCAGAUCACAAUUCUUCCAAGAACAUAAUAAACCUAUAUCUUCGAAGAUACUGAGAUCGAGAAGAGAAGAUGUGUACAUAUCCAAUUCUCUUCUCUUCCUGAAGGAUGUAAACAAACCAAGAAUUAGUUUAUCCACAUUUGAGUUAAGUUAGAGCAUGUUUAUUUUACAUGAUUUUCAUCAUAGAUAUUUAUUUACAUAACAAUGAAAAAUGCAAAUGUGUUAUUUACAGUAGUGCAUUAAAAGGAAAGCAUUUUCAGUGAACUUGAUAACUAUCACUGAACUAUCAUUGACACUAAGCAAACAAAUAUUGUCACUCCAGUUAUCCUCCAGUGUGCUGCAAACUCAUUUCUCACUUGCUUAGUGCCUUUGAGAACAUUUGUAUCUAUUCAUUAUAAUGAUUUAACUGGGAUGGUCUCUCCACCUCCCAGGUUCUAUGGUCUCUGUUUCUAGAAUUUCAGAAUCGAAACUGCCUGGUGGUGAAUAAAGUAGGCGAGCUUCCCGAUUUCUUCUUAGGAAGUUAUGAAGAUAAAAGCAGAACAAAGUCACAAUAGUUGUUUUAUGGGUUUCAAGCUCAAUAGGGUUUUGUACAAAUGAAAAAAAAAGAGGAUAGUAUUCCAAAAACAUUUUCAAGAACUCUUUGGGUUCUACUGAGCCUGUACAGAAGAUAUUCUUUCUUUGCUGCCUUUGUUAUGAUUACCUGGAAUGUGUUUUAUUACAUGUUUGUGUACUGCAAAGGCAUCAUCAGCAACAAUUACAUAGAGAGUGGACAGGACACUGCUCUACCAGACAGAGAGUCCGGCCCUGUUAUGUGCAGCUCACCUUCUUGAAGAGCUUUGUUAAAGGUUGUAAGGUCAAAUACACCUCCCACCUAAGACACAUUCUUGCAUUCACACAUCUGCAUAAAGAAAUUGGUAAUCAGCACCCACUAAUGCCAUUAACAUAAUGCUGAAAGUGUCCUUAUAGUUGUAGUAAGCGCUUCCAGCAUGAACAGGAUUAACAAGUCCCAUGUGUUUUCCAUCUAAAGCCCAUGUGCAAUUGGGAAAGUUCCAGCAAAUCUCAAAUUCUCAUGCAAUUUCCUUCCAUUGCAAUUCAGUAUUCAGUAGCUGAAAAUAUAAACAAAAAAUCUGAAGAAUGUGCUUUUCCUUUCUUUAGGGUACAUGUGAAGUGUCAAAGAGGAAACACAAUUGGAAGAGGAACAAAGUACCAGUACUUCGAUUACUGAUUUGGAGCCACCUCAAAAUCCACCACACAAGAAGGACAAACUUGUGCAACAAAAUUCGACAGAUCAUGCAUGCAGCGAAAAUAUCCUAAUGAAAAAGGUGGACAAGUUUAUGUCAUUUGAAAAAUAUUUGGAAUGUGAACUUUGAGAAUUUUUAAACAAAAGAUGUCUUACGACCCUGCAGAAGAGGGCGCAGGACAUAAUUUUUUAGGCAAAACUUGAAGAACUAUACGAAUUUCAGAAUGAAUCAAGUGCAGUAAUGGAAUUAAAUUUUUCACCAAUUGGCACGAAUGAGGGGCAGCCAGAAUUUGUUACAUUUAAGUGAAGACAACUAAAUUUUCUACAAUCCAAAUCAAUUUGUUUUCAAACUGCAGUUAAUGGCUUUUAGUUUUAAAUAAAAAUAAAUAAACAUUACAAGUUCCUACUUCAGUUUCUCCCUAAAGUGCCUUUUUUAUAGCCUGACACACUUUUGGUAUUAUGUCACUGAUUUUUGAUAUGGAAAUCCUAUGCAUGUACAUUAAGGAGCUGUAUGAAUCUCCAGUAGCUAAAAAACAUAAUGUAAUGUAAUGACAAGUUGUUCAGCAGCAGCAGUUACAGUUUCUCAAAAAUUUGCAUCCCUCAGUGCAUAGUAUUGCAACUGUCAUAUUUAGGAAUACUUCAAAGUUUGUCAUAGACAUACAAACAAAACGUUUCAAAUCUUUCAUGUCUUGAACUUUCAGGUCACUCAUCACUGAACAGUAAGCUCCAUGACUACACCAUUUAAUGAGGAAGUUAGCACCCACCAUCUACAUUCCUUUCUCCUUUUUAUAAUUAUAUUCACUGUGCUAGUGCAUAAAAAUAGAAGUUCUGCACUGGACACCAUGUUUCCUGAAACUGAGUGGUUUCGUGUCACUAGUGAGAAAUCUCGUUGGCUGCUUGUGCCAGGCACGUGUCUCUGAACUACGUCGCAAUGUACACAUGUCAAGAUACUUUUCUCCAUGGCUUGUGCCAGGCACUAAUCUCUAUGACAAAUCCCCCAGUGUGAAUAUAGCUUUAGGUGAUUAAGUACUUUAAGUUCUUCAUGAAAUUUAAAGAGUUAAUACUACAGAUUUAUCACUAUUUACUGGAAAUUAAUUAAGAUGAAAAUCUGUCAGUGGCAUAAUAAAUUAUCCAAAUGCACAGGCUGUGUAUAAGGUGACAGCCAACCUUGCCAACUACCACAAAAUCAAAGAAAAUGUUACAGAUGUUGAAAACUCAAUACAGAAAUACCCAGUGCUGUUUUCCUAACAAAAAUAGUGGGUGGACUAAUCUAAAGAAGAUCUCAUAUGUUGGAGUACUGACCAGACUGCUGCAUGUGUCUUCUUGUCUCAGGGUUUUCAUCCAUAAUUUGAUGUAAUCCUCGGAGUUCCAGAGACACAGUGGAGGCUCCAUGAUUCAAACAAACAUUAAGGAUGAGAGGUGGCAAAUAGAAAGUGAAUUCCACAGUGUUGUAAUAACUAAGUUUAUUUCACUGAAGCCUUUCACAGUCCAAUGUACUCACAGGGAGUGUAUCAACACAAACAAUCAGUGGUUUCAUGUUUUCAGGAAUGUUCUCUCCACUGUUGUUUAUAUAAUCUCUGAAAUCUUCUCUUAGAUUUUGAUAAGAAGAAGAAAACACUCGCGUAUUUUUCUUAGAUUUUCUUCCCCUUUUAGCCAUGGUUCACAAUGUCAUAGGGCCAUUUUUUCUGUCCAAAAUAUUGAUCUCUUUCACAAAGGAUCUGAAUUCUUCACUGUCAUUCUAAAUUAGCCUUUGCCUCAAAUUGUCACUAAGACUCUGACAGAACUUUUUCGUAUUAAUUUUGGUAGUCAUUCUGCUUGAUUCUCUUGUGGGAACCAGUGAAACGUCUUUGAAGCACCCUUCAGAUAUAGUUUUCUCUGCUUCCUUCAUGGAAGCACCUGGCAUUUUCUUCAGUUGUACAAUGGCUCUUACUGACCUUGUAAUUUCCCAUUAUGAUGAAGGAGGUACUGUGGGAGGAUACUAAUGUCUUCAUGAGCAUCAGAAAACAGUGCAAUGUUGCCCAUGAGCUCAGGGCUUGACAGUGUUUUCUGCAAA
This is a messenger RNA of Schistocerca gregaria, 7409 nucleotides long. Its product is annotated as Down syndrome cell adhesion molecule-like protein Dscam2. The transcript has 13 exons. NCBI's taxonomy places the organism in Eukaryota, Metazoa, Arthropoda, Insecta, Orthoptera, Acrididae. Gene Ontology annotation, molecular function: protein binding. Bases 40 to 2313 code for a protein of 757 amino acids. The record is from RefSeq and is a predicted model, not a curated record.